AAAUACAUACGUAUGCCACCUCUACACUUCCGGUAGAUGGUGGUUUUGUAAACAUGGGGAAUUUAACCUUAGUAGAUGUAUUAUGAAUGGAAUUUGUAGAUUUAUAUUAGGUCCACAACUUUCUGCAGGAUGGAAAGAGCAUCUCGCAAUGAGCUUGUCAGGACUAUUGAAGCACAAAAAGAGAAAAUAGCAAAAUAUGAGGCAAAACUCAAAGACUUGGUUUUGGCUUACAAAGGACUGUCUAAAGAGAAGGAAGCAUUAGACGCUAGUUUUAAGAUCCUCUCACAGAAAAAAUCUGAAAAUGAGGCUCCAUUGUCUGACCAGAAAAAGAAGAUUGAGGGAGAAGACCAAUCAAAUUGUAAUGAGAAAGAGAACCAGUUUACUGAUCCACUGCAGGUCACUAACCAGGAGGACAAUAAGGAUGAAGAGAUUUCAGAAUCGGGAUCCACGGAAUCUGACCAAAUAAAGACCCUGACUGAGUCCUUAUUCACCCUGACCCAAGAGAAGUCCAAGCUGGAGGGCAAUUACCUCGCCGACAAAAAACGGUUGCUGCAAGAAAAUGAGGACUUAAACAAGAAGAUCACUGAAGAGAAAGAGAAGGCUGACCUUGACAUGAAAAGACUGGAGAAGCAGAUACAAGAGUUGAAGAUGCGUGUGCGAGAACAGCAGAUGGAGAGAGAGAAGGAGGAGGGUGAUCAUGCCCUGAUGCUACGUGAACUUCAGAAACUGCUGGCCCAGGAGCGCACCUCUAAAGACCAGCUGGAAAAUCAGCUGGAUGAUUUAAAGUUCACACUCUCGGAGAAAAGUCAGCUGUUACCAAGCAUGUCACAAGCCUACGAAAAAAGGAUAACAGAACUGACCUCUGAACUGAAGGAGGUCAAGGACAAGUUACAGGCAGAGAAAAUCAAAGCAGAAAAACCCCCGGAGGGACUAAAGCAACUCCAGAGCGAGAUGACAAAAAUGAAGAAAGAAUAUCAGCUCCAGCUUCUGGAGGAACAAAAGAGAAGCUCCGAAUCUGAUGGCAAACUGGAACGAUAUCGUCAGACGAGUGAAAACCGUGUAUCAGGUCUGGAAUCUAAAAUCUCCGAACUGUCGGACAUGGUGGGAAAUUACGAACGGUACAAAGUUCAAGACCAACAGACCAUACAGCGACUGAAGGAACGGAUGUCUCAGCUCGAUCUGGAGAACACUGCGCUGUCACGGUCUGCUAGUCAGAUCAAGAGUUAUGAUGAGGAGUGGGGGAGUUUAGAAGCAGCACAGCUUGGUGAUCUCAUAGUAAACCUGCAGGGUUUUUUACGGGAAGCUAACCAGCGAGCAGCUACGCCAGUUUUACUGGAAGACUUGCUUCGAGACGAAGAUGGGAAUUGUCCAAAGUGUAGAAAAAACCGAGAGGAGCUAGAAAAUGUGAAGGAGGAAUAUGAGAGAUACAAACUUCGGGCUCAGAGUGUGCUGAAAAACAAAACAACCAAGGAUUCUGGGACCAGCAAGGAAAUGGAGACAUUGAAAUCUCAGAUAAAUGAACUCCGAGAGAGGAUGAAGGUGACUCACUUACAGCAUGAAGCCGAGCUGGAGAAAGAGAAACAGAAGACAGAGACAGCUCAUAAAACUCUGGUGUCUGUCCAGGAAAAACAGAAGGCUGAAAUUCUCCACCUAGAGGCGGAAUACCAACAUCAGAAGAGCGAGCUGGAAAUGGAAAUCCGUAAACAGCGCGAACGAACUGUGUCAUUGCUGGCAGAGAAAGAUCGGGAUAUUGAGGUGUUGAAGACCUCUGUGCCAAUCUAUGAUGAACGUUACUUUGUACAAAAUCCUCCCGAUUCGGGAGCUUCUGCGGAAUUCCCUGGAGGGAAGUCUGAGGAGGAGAGAGCUGUGUCACGGUUACUGAACAUGUCGUCCCUAAAUCAGGGUGACUCUAAUCUUUUCUUCCGACAGGAACUCUCCAGAAAAGAGGUAGAAAUAAACGCUUUACGUAAACAAAAGCAUGAACUGGAGUCAGGUCUGAGAGAGUUACAGAUGAGCAAUCUGACUAAAGAGGAGUCGUUUACAGAACAAAUUGAGACAUUGCGAGAGGAAAUUCGACGAAAUGUUAGGUGUAAAGCCAGAGAAGGGGCAAACCUGGAGUAUCUGAAAAAUGUGACAUACAAAUUCUUGACAAGCUUUGAUCCCAAGGCCAAACAACAGAUGUUGAACGCUAUCACCACCAUUCUACAGUUCAGUCCUCAGGAGAAAUCCGUUGUUCAUACACAACUCAAGAGUUGGUGGGCUGGUACUUUAUGAUCAGGGUUAAUAUCCAGUACUCUGUGAUCAGGGUUAAUAUCCAGAACUCUUUAAUCAGGGCCAACAUGUUCAUUUUUCUUUUCCUGGGAAAUAUUGUUUAGGGUUUUUUUUUUGUCAUUUGCAAAACAUAACAACACUUAGGGAUCAAUUUCCCAUCCUCUGCCUGUCUCUUUGUCACACCCUGUAACUUUGUAUCUGUUAGAGACAGGACUUUGUCACACCCUGUAACUUUGUAUUUGUUAGAGACAGGACUUUGUCAUUCAAUAGCAUGUAUAUUCAGUAUGUACAUGUAUAGUUAAUUUAAUGUAUACCAUUAUUGCUGAUGUCUUCACUGGUUUACUUCAUCGCUGGCUGAUGUCAUAACUGGCUGAUGUCAUCGCUGGCUGUCUUUGCUGGCUGAUGUCAUCGCUGGCUGUCAUCGCUGGCUGAUGUCAUUGCUGGUGACACACAUGUUCCUUGGAACACUAUUGUAAUAUUUAUGACUAUGAAUAAAUGUGUUUUGUGAAAACAGUAAUAAUCAGUAUGCUGUAUGUAUAUAAGUGAAGGCAAAGAAAAAUAACUAUUGUAGGGUCAUUGAGAAUCUAAUCUGGCAAUAUUUCUUAUUGUGAUUGGUUGUUUAAAAGAAUUCAGUUUUUACUUAAUACCCACAAAAUUUUGUUCUGAUAUACUGUGAUCAAAUUGUAUUCUGCUGUUCAUUUUGACGGUUGUAAAUUCAACAUUCAGGUGUUGCAUACUUUGAGGUUUCCUGUAUGUCCUGUGUUCAGGGUUCAAUCACUGAUGCCGAUCUUUGAAGACAUUCGAUCAUUGUGUACGAAUACAUGUAUUGGUGUCCCUCUGGAUCAUCUGCACUCUAUAUAGAUUUUUGUGGGGUCUUUAUGUACAUGAGAAAUGCUAAACUCAUAAUUCCAGUAUUGAAUCAUGUAUUUACUAGAUAUGUCACAUUUUCUCUUGAUUGGCCAAAUUUUUGUUUGACUUCAAAUUGUACCACCAUAAUCAAAUUUAGAUGGAAUUAAUUAUCAUAUCCUAACUUUGCAUAUUUAUGAAAAUGGUUCUUUUGGAAAAAUUAUCUGUGAAUUUUUUUUUCGACUAUAAAGCAAAUUGUGAAUGUUAUGAACUUUGUAAUGCCAUACUCAGAGAGUAUUUGGUUUGAGUUAAAUCUUUGAAAUUUUUUCAAGUUGAAAAUAGCUGAUUUUCAGAGAAAUCAAUUGAGGCUCAGGAAAAGUAUGAUGUCACGUUCAUGCUUUAUUAAUAUUUUUGUUUAUGGACCAAUCAUCACGAAGGUACACUGUUAUUUGAAGAAAGUACAUUGUUUUACGUGUUAAAUUUAAUUUUUUUAUUUGUAAGAUACAGUUCAUUAGAUAUUUCAUUCACCAGGUAUAACAAUAUGCUAGAUUCCCCUGUACCAGCUGUAGUAAAAGGCUUCAUUAUCACA
Molecule: messenger RNA, 3706 nt
Organism: Ostrea edulis (European flat oyster)
Lineage: Eukaryota; Metazoa; Mollusca; Bivalvia; Ostreida; Ostreidae
Product: GRIP and coiled-coil domain-containing protein 1-like
Exons: 10
Coding region: 130-2274 (714 amino acids)
Cellular component (GO): Golgi apparatus
Source: RefSeq, a predicted model, not a curated record